Molecule: messenger RNA, 2351 nt
Organism: Boleophthalmus pectinirostris (great blue-spotted mudskipper)
Lineage: Eukaryota; Metazoa; Chordata; Actinopteri; Gobiiformes; Gobiidae
Gene: top6bl
Product: DUF4554 domain-containing protein
Exons: 13
Coding region: 349-1719 (456 amino acids)
Biological process (GO): meiotic DNA double-strand break formation
Source: RefSeq, a predicted model, not a curated record
UUAUGGCUACAAGAUUAAAGAACUAUGAAACUAUUAACUAAGAAAUUACCAUGGAUCUAUGGGAAUUACCUGGACGCCGCGUGGCCUUCUGUUCUUCCAUCUACGUUCUAGAAUGUUCGUAGUUUUUCGCGCGCUUGGAAACACGCGACAGGUGACGGUACGUACGACCACAACUUUCAUCAAGAAUGUUUGUGGAACUUAAAGAAGUAAGUCACUGUGUCUUUGAAAGGAAGGAUACUAGAGAUUAAAAUGCUUGACAUAGUUAGUGUGUAGGUUAACUGGUAUGAAGCCAAAAGCCUUUAUUAAGCUAACAUCUUAACUUGCUACUUCCAGGUGCUUCGAUUGCUCAUGUUAAUGAGUAAAAAAAACAAAAAGCAAGGCCAAGACAAAGGAGGACUGCUGAUUCUCAUAUGGCUCGAAAAAUGUCCUGAUGUCCCAAGUCUUUGCUGUACAGUUGCUGCUGCUGGCCCUUGGUGUGCAGGGAUCCACAUGGAGGAGCUUUACCCAGCCUUUACAGAUGUAAUGAAAAGACUACAUACCUGCCCUGGGUCAUGUCCAGAACCUGACAUAGAAGACCUGUGUGCCUUUACAGAUUUGCAUGGAUCCCUCCAUGUAUUCCUGUCCUUCCCGAUGAAGAAUGUACACUUUGUCAGAUCAAAGUGGCAACAUCAGAUUGAAGAAUUUCUUCACACAUUCAGCAUAACUAAUGCAGAGAUAAGAAUUCAUCUUCAUAUUCGAAUUAAUCAGAAACUCUUUCAACAAGAUUUUAGAGUUCAAGAUUACAUUAGGGUUCCACUAUUUGGCCAAACUUCACUUUAUUUGGAUGUCUCAGUCAAUACACCGUCAGAAAACCUCACUAUAGCCCAUUUGGAGUCUUCUAAGAGUGGCCAGCGUUGCCAUGACUGGCACCCUGACAUUGGCAGUAGCUUACCUCUCAGUAUUCCUCCCAAAGCCAUUGAACAGGGUCUUUUUGGGACUGUCACCCUCAAGCUCAUCACACUGUGGAAACCGUGUGUUCUGCAGUAUCCAAAUGCGGCAACAAAUCUCACUCAAAUAAAAGUGUUCGUUUACAGUCCUAGCAAUGUUCCAAUUACAGAUCCAUCUGCCUUUCUGCAGAACUUCCCUGCUCAUCUGAACUUUCAGGAAUUGGGUCUCCAAAAAGGCCAUCUGAGUUUCCAAGAAGGCAUACCCGGUGGUGGCUCUGUCUAUAAAGUGGAACAAGCGAACACCCUCGAGAGUGUUGUAAAGUCAAGUUUGUUCUCCAUUGACCAAAGUUUGUUGCUUUUCCUGUUUCUGCAAUACACUGACCCCUUUACGUCUGAGAUUUCUGACAUCAUGGCUAGCGAGGUGCUGUUAGAGCACCACCUAGAGGAUAUACUAACCUACAACAAGCAGGCUGUGACAAAUGCUAUGGCAAAUGAGCUCAAAAAGACAAUGACAGCCCAGAAUAACAGGAAAAAGGAUCACGGGAAGAUGCAUUCAGCAUGUGAAGUAAUCCUGAGUUCAGCCCUCAGUAUUAUUAGUUGCAGCAGUAACAUGGACUUUAGAAAUGUUUGUCUUAACACCAUGAAGGUGCACAAUACUCAACAAAUGUCAGUGGCCAUCAGUGAGUCUCUGAAGAGAUUAAUUUUCUGGAAGUUUGCCCCUAAAAGAACAUGCUGCUCAGAACAAAUUGGACAGCAACCUGAGAAGAACAAACACAUCAGAGUAGAAAUGUAAAUGAUGAUGAUGGUAGUUACUUAGAAUAAAAAAGGAUCUUUACAACUCUAAUUGUAGUGUUUGUUGGGUGUAUAACAAGUACAGAUGGAACAACAGUGAAGCAAGACAUUUGCAAGAUAAGAACAAAUCUGUUCAAUUCUUAUUAUGCCUGUCUGUUGCAUCCCCAUAUACAGUAUUUCUCUGACAAGAUAAUAUUGUGUUGGUGUAAUGUUAUUUUUGCUGGCACUUUACAUUUAGUAACAUAUUACUUUCAACAGAUUAAUAAAUGUGUAUUAAAAAGCAUAAGCCGCUGGCACGUAAACACCAAACUUAUCCUUGGUUUGACUACAUUACAUUAAGCAAUGCAUUUUUACAAUGGAGUAUAUGUGUUCUCAGCCUUUUCUCCUGUACCCAAAGUCAACAGAGGAAUGACACCUGUCUGAAGCUCUGAAUUCAGGAGACCUUAACGGUGAUGUGUACAAAAAGUCCACCUAGUGUUGAGAUCACACAUCCAGACAUGUCAGCAUAUUUCUGCAUUUAGCCGGUAAUGAUACGUGGUUUCAAAUGUUUCAAGAGGGUUCUCGUCAAUUGAGAUUGGCCUCUGGAUGGAAGCUGAAAUUUAAAAAAUCAAAAACAUUGUUAAAUGACUGCCU